Microplitis demolitor is the source of this 1316-nucleotide messenger RNA. RefSeq names its product adenosine 5'-monophosphoramidase HINT3. The record is from RefSeq and is a predicted model, not a curated record. The transcript has 4 exons. Gene Ontology annotation, molecular function: catalytic activity. The coding region runs from base 201 to 626 and encodes 141 amino acids. NCBI's taxonomy places the organism in Eukaryota, Metazoa, Arthropoda, Insecta, Hymenoptera, Braconidae.
UUUUAUUUGUCACUCUAUACAUACAUUCAUACAUAUAUACAUAUAUAUACUUAAAAAAAAUAUAUUAUCAGUAGUCUAGAGUACUCUAGAUAAUUGUAAAAAUAAAAACCGUCCAGUAUGUCUACAUAAAUAUAUAAAAUAUUUACUGCUAUUUAUUUAAAAUUAAUUAGUCAGUUAAUUUAAAAAAUAAAUAAAUUACAAUGGCUACUUUUCAAGAAGGUUGUGUUUUCUGUAAGAUAGUUAAAGGCGAGUCGCCUUCUGACAGCAUCUACGAGGAUGACGACUUAAUUUGUAUAAAAGACAUAAACCCAGCAUCAGAUCAUCAUUAUCUGAUAAUCCCAAAGAAUCAUAUCGCGAAUGCCAAAGAAUUGAAACCUGAAGACGAACCUCUGUAUGACAAAAUAGUUGAUACUGUUGAAGUCGUAGCAGCACAACAGGGCCUUGAUCUUGGAGCAACUCGGACAGGUUUCCACUGGCCUCCUUUCAAUACUGUUAAUCAUUUACAUUUACAUGUUAUAUAUCCCGUUGAAAAAAUGGGAUUUAUUAAGCGACAAAUGUUUAAACCGAAUUCCCUGUGGUUUGUAAGUACUGAUUACGUGAAAUCACGCUUCAAUUUGCCGAGUUAAUAAAACAAUAGAGUAAUUAAAGUAAAUAAAUAAAUAAAUGAAUAUUCAACGAAUAUUGAUCCUAGGAAUUAGUAGAAUGGUCUAGAUCUAGGUCUAGGUCUAGCAUUUAAUUAAUUAAUUUUUUUUUAUACUUCAUUUACUUACUUCCUUAAUUAACUCAUUAAAUUUAAUUAAAUUUUGCCAUAUUGGAUAAUUAUUUAUUGAUAAAAGUAAAUUAGCAAUCUAUAGUAUGUGAUAUUAAUGAUUAAAGUUAAUGACUACUAUUUGUGGGAAUAAUUAGUCUGCUUGGGGUAAAUUUUUUCGUUAAACAUCCGCUGGCACUCUUUGCCCUGAGAAACUCGUAGUCAAAAAUCGCUUGGUCCUUGAGCUUUGAUGAGUAUCCAGACUUGGCGACAUGUAAUGCCCAUUUUUGACUACCGUAGGAUUCACAAAGUGCUCGUGUUCAAUUAUUCGGUUAUCGGAAGUGUCACUCAAGGAAGUGAUCGCAGAUUUGUAAAUGCUGACAUACUGCAGCUGAUUGUUUUAUUUUGUAAUUGUUUAAAUAAAAUAUCUUUUUGAAACUAAUUAUUUUUUGUCCAUUUAAUAUCUUGUCAGAUCUUUAAAUUUUGAAUUCAGAACAUCUUAUAGUUGACUUAGUUUUUAUUUUAAAAAUUAUUUUACAUUCUAGUCUUGCUUCAGACUUUCCAAAGA